GCAUAAACGAGACCUCGAUGUUCGAAUCCAUAUUCAUCUCCCCAUCGUGCAAUGACGUUGCAGCCCCAGCAGUAGAAGCGUGGGUUUAUAAGUGUAGCACAGCACGAGCCUUACAAGCAGAUGAGAGGAUUUCUCAGUUAGUAACCAAUCAAAAAUACACUGAGGGUUGUUGCUGCAAACAAAAACUCAUUAAAAAGCAGGACAGAUGCUAAUGCUUCUGAAAUGUACUUGCAGAAUCAGAUAGCCGUACCUGUAACAAGAGUCAAGUGAUAGCUGCUUCACGCGUCUAAAUAAAGACAUUGAGAAGGACAUGGAGUUACCAACAGCGGAUCAGAUAUACUCUUCUGUGAUGGACAAAAAAAAUAGUGAGACUGGCCUUCUCGAACUAAAUAUCUCGAACCAAUGCUCUUCCGUUUGUAACCCAAGGGAAUCCGAUGCCGCAGACUUAAUUAUGGAUUACAACGCCGAGGUGACCGCUGUCGUUGGAAUCAAGGUGUCCAAUAACCUAGGCAACAUUUCUAAAACAGGUAUGAGGAUCAUUAAAACCGUCACCGGGCAGUGGAAGAAUCAAGACCGAAAGAACAUGCUAUGCAGGUCAGCCAGUAGCCACCCGGCCGUGGACAGGAACUCCAAGAGGUUUAAUGGACAGUUUACAUCGGUACACAUGCACAAUAACCCUUCUUCUUCGAGCCCCCUCGAGUCGCCCUGCCCAGGGUGCAUUCAAAGAGUGAAGCCAGAGAACUCCCGGCGCUUGGUGGUGAUGGGGGCUCCUAAAGUCGGGAAAAGCUCCAUUGUCGGGAGAUUUCUGAAGGGCAGCUUUGAUGAGCAGUAUGUACCAACCACAGAGGAUUUUCACAGAAAGCUGUAUCAGAUCAAAGGGGAGAAUUAUCAGCUGGACAUCCUCGAUGCUUCUGGAGAGAGGUCUUUCCCAGCAAAAAGGAGAUUGACAAUUCUUACAGGAGAUAUAUUCCUCCUGGUUUGCAGUUUGGAUGACAGAGAGUCUUUUCAAGAGGUCUGCUCGCUCCUGAACGAGAUUAUCGAAGCUAAAAAGAAACUGAUGAAGUCGAAGGAUGAUAUAUUCGUCCCGACUGUGGUCUGCGGAAAUAAACUGGACAUAGAGCUGUUAGGGAGAGCGGUGACUCGGGAAGACGUGUCCAAAGCCCUCGGACAGGGGAGCAUUUACUUUGAGACCUCUGCCAAGGACAACACCAACAUGGAAGAAAUGUUUCAGGCUCUUGUGGAGCGAGCCGGGCUACCCAUGGAGACCAGUCCUUCCCACCACAGGAGUGUCUCUGUCCGAUCUUUCCAGAAGCAGCGCCACCCGAGGGGACGAGGGGGGAAAGAGAACCUGUCUCCGUGCGGCGCUGUGUACCCCUGUGCCCGCCGCCCGAGCUUCAGCACUGACCUCCAAACCAUUGUGGGACCCAGUCUGCCAAGAAAACGGAGCAAACCACUUGAGAAAUGCCACAUACAGUAAAGCCAAUGUGACUGUUAAGAACUUUAAAUGACUUUUGGGAACUUAAUUUAUUUAUUUUAUUUUAUUUUAUAACUGGUCUAUCGAGUCAUGACUAUGGGCUGGUCCCUAGCGAAAUCUCGUAUUGAUUAAGGGACAAUCAGAUUCCUCUUGGUAAACUGUGUAAAAUACUGCAGAAUUUUUACUUUUUUAAAAACUUUAUUAUUUAACACAAAUGUUAUACUUGUUUGAAUGUGCACACAGGUAUUCAACAACCUUUUCUUACUAUUGCAAUAAAAUUACAUGCGUU
Molecule: messenger RNA, 1763 nt
Organism: Acipenser ruthenus (sterlet)
Lineage: Eukaryota; Metazoa; Chordata; Actinopteri; Acipenseriformes; Acipenseridae
Product: GTP-binding protein Rhes-like
Exons: 2
Coding region: 311-1477 (388 amino acids)
Molecular function (GO): GTP binding; GTPase activity
Source: RefSeq, a predicted model, not a curated record